Dermacentor albipictus is the source of this 2958-nucleotide messenger RNA. Lineage: Eukaryota; Metazoa; Arthropoda; Arachnida; Ixodida; Ixodidae. The record is from RefSeq and is a predicted model, not a curated record.
GUUUUCGCGUGCAACAGCCAGGAAGAAAAAUUUGUACCAAAGGGACUGAUCCAAAUGCUCAUAAGACAGCGUGACUAUGCUCAAAUCUUCGCGCCUUCAACCUGUCUGAGACGGUACUCUGUGUUAUCUCAGAAGAACGUUAUCGCUAUCGCACCACAGAGUACUAGGAGCACCGUGGCCGACGCACAACCAACAGGGACUUUCUCGAUUGACACAGAAGCUCCGCUGCUCGGUCGCUGUUGAACAGAUGUCCGCAAGCGCGUAUUGCGAGCAAAUACAGCUGUUGCCUUCCACGGUCGCCGCGUGAAACGGCGUCGCAGAGCGUCGGUGCGCCGCAGUCAACACAGUGCCGAGCAUGUCGACGGAAGAGCGGCUCAAGAGCGACCCCGUGUUCGGAAUGGACUCGCGACGCAGCUGGGUGACGGCCGCCUUCUGCAGUGCCUUGCUUUUCCUCACCCUCUCAACCAUAAGCGUGAGCGGCGUGUUCUUCUACGGCAUCGUCGAAGCCUUUGGCGUGAGCAGGGAGCAGGCGUCGUGGCCCGUCACUCUUAGCGGGAGCAUGCUGCCUUUGGCAGGUCCCCUUACUGGCCUGCUAUGUUCUCGCUUCUCCUGCAGAAAAGUCCUGCUCGUCUGCUCUUUCCUCACGGGCAUCGCUGUGAGCCUGUGCUACUUCGCAGAAAGCACCCUCUUUAUUGUCGUCUUCUUUGGAAUUAUUAACGGGAUCACGCUUUCGGGGCUCUACAUCGCUGUUAACCUGCUCGUGGCACAGUACUUCGAGAAGCGGAGGGCCACCGCCUGCAGCUUGAUGUUCACCGCCGGAGGACUCAACACAACCGUCUUUCCACCGCUUAUAGAACUCUUCUACUCACGCUAUGGUAUCCACGCAGCGUUCUUACUCUAUGGAGCCAUCUUGAUGAACGCAUUUCCGUGCUGCAUCGCUCUAAGAGACCCACCAUGGUUAGAUAAGCACAAAUUCUUGAGCAAAAGAAAACGCCGAACGUUGGACACUGUUAGCACUACAAGGACUCCUGUAGGCGGCGAUACCACUUCCCAAGACACCAAUAUUGCGAAAUGUGUUGAAAGUAACGAUGAACUGCAUCUUUUCUUGGACAAAAGGAGUGUGGAGGAAAAUGGGCAACGUAUCAGCUUAACUAAUACCAAUGGUACACCCACCUCCUCCCGCUUUUCGACGAGUAGCAGGCUGGAGAGAAAUUACGUAGUUGACUGUUUCAAGCAUAAACUGGCACCAUUCGCCACACUAUCAUUUUUAGUGAGUGCUGCGUCGUUCACGGUUGUGAACUUUGGCAUGGCAUUAUACGUCAUGCUUUCAACAGACCUAGCAAGUGACCAUGGCGUUGAACCUUCAAGCUCAGUUUAUCUUCUUCACGCUUUCUCCGCGAGUGACAUCGUCUCCAGAGCUCUCAGCGGUGUCAUCAUCGACUCUAAGAUUCUGUCCCUGGAGGCCGUGAUGCUCCUGGGGUAUCUUGUGCAAGGUGCCGCUUUCGAGAUGCUCGCGUGGUUUGGUACGUUCCACAUGAUGCUGGCUGCUUCGGCGCUGAUGGGCCUCACAUGCGGCGCGAGGAUCGCCCUUCAAGCCCCCGUGGUUGCGAAAGACUUUGGUAUCAAGAAGCUUCCCGUCGUUAUGGGAUCAAUCUACUUCUGCAUUGGCGUAGCGUUGCUUCUGCGCCCACCAAUCGUCGGCUACUUCCGAGACAGGCAUGGAUCCUACAGCGGUCUCCUUCACUCCACAGCCAUCGUCAACGGUUUGAUGGUGGUUGUCUGGAUCAUAAAACUACUCAACGGCAGGAAACAAGUUUUACCGACAAAGGCAGACCAGUACUCGGAGGAAAUUCGAAAGGAAAUAGGGACGGAGCUCCUGGAGCCGGGCAGAACAGCAGCAAGUGAUGUUGGGCAGUGAUACCUGGAUACGUCGCAACGCCACCAAGGGUGUUAAUUGAACGCUUGCCACGUGUAAAACAACCGCACCUCCUAACCAGAUGCUAGCGCAGCGUGGACAACGACUACAAGCGCUCACCGCACCGUUACCUGGAAACCAGAGAAAAGGAUGAACGGGAGGGAACCACGACAACGGGAAUGGACAGGUGCCUUUAAUUAGACGAGUCAAGUCACCACCCAUCCCUCGGCAUUUAUCCAGCCGUCAAGACGGCGUGUAAACCGGCUCUUGCAGUAUUCCACGAAAGCCGCUCACCUUGCAGGCUGAGCGAAGAACGGGCUGGGCAACGACGAAUGAACCAGGUGUCGCCGCAUGAUUUCUUUCUUCGACAAAUUCCAAAACAGUUUCUACGACGCGGAGUUACUGCGGGUUAUGGAUAGCGUAGGCGUAGUAUCGCAUCGGAGUCGACGAUGGCGAUAUGCUGCUGGACAGACCUCCGAUUCCCUAGUUGACUUGCCUAGGGAAGACGAGAGAAAUAAAAGCAAAUACUUCUCGUGAAUGAGGACAUAGGGUCCUGAUGUGAAGUAAGACGUUAACUUGCAUCAAAUAUAGAGUGGGCUUUCGCACUGGAGCCAUGUAAAUAGGCUAAAUAAACCCUUUCUCCUUCAUAUUCUACAACUUGAUGUCGUAAUCGAUGGGCUUGAAGGAUUCCAUGCCCCGAACGUGACCUUUACAGCGGACGUGCGUAACGAAGCGUCGACGUCGAAACUGUGUGCUUUCACUCUCCCAAACUUCGGCUCUUUGCUUAGUGAUAUCCCUUCUGCUGAGGACUUCACUGACGACAGCAGCACCGCGUUAUCGUGGAGCUGUCUCCAUGCGACAGUGCGCGCACAGUUGUUCGUGUGCGUCUAUGUGCAUUUGACUGUUCCGGCUACUAUGAGUGAGUCUUUUCGUGUGACUCUGUGGGCACCGCAGGGGUGAGAACAAUGGCCAGCCCUGUACGAACCUGUUCCCCCAUAACGGAUAUGUGCGUGGGUAUAAAUAAGUGCAGCGACAAUGUUGCA